CUUGCCAAUCUUUUAUUUUUAGUAAAACUCGUAGAUUCUUAUGGACUUGAAUGAUAAGUUGCUAGAGAAUGCCAGGCAAAAAUCCUUAUUAAAAGCAUUAGAAACUCCAGAGGAAAAAAGGGCUAGACGUUUAGCAAAGAAAUUAGAAAAGGACAAGAAGAAGAAGGAAAAGUUGGGAUGGGAUGAUGAACAUUUAUCAUAUACAAAUGUAGAUAAUCCUUUUGGAGAUUCUAAUUUGCAUAGACCAUUUAUAUGGCGAAAAAAAUUUCAAAAAGAAGGCAUUGACAAUGUUCCAGAAUCAAAACUUUUAGAAAUAAAUAGUAGAAAAUUGGAGGAGAAUAAAUUGGAACUUGAAAAGGUUAAAAAAAGGAGAUGGCUCUAUGAAAAAGAAAAGGAAUCUAGAGACUAUGAAGUAGAAUUGAUACAGAGAGAAAAAGAAGCAGCUCAAUUUAAAGAAUGGGAAAAACAAGAAGACAAAUUUCACUUAGAACAAGCUUUAUUAAGAUCAGAAAUACGUAUAUCUGAUAAUAGAGCUAAACCUAUUGAUCUAUUAGCUAAAUAUAUCAGCAAUACUAGUGAAGAUUUAAAUUUGGAAAUGCAUGAACCAUAUACCUAUUUAAAUGGUUUGAACUUGUCAGAUUUAGAGGACCUUUUAGAAGAUAUAAAAGUGUAUAUUGAAUUAGAACAAGGUCAGAAUGUAGAUUAUUGGAAAGAUAUAACUGUUAUUGUAGAAGAUGAAUUGGAUAAAUUAAAACAAAUUGUAGCUGCUGAAAAAGAUGAAUAUUAUUCUCACAGGAGAGAAGGAAUUAACAAAUGUGUUAGAGAUGAUGUACUCAAGAUAUUUAAAGGGAAAACGUAUACUCAACUAGAGUUGUUGGCAAACCAAAUUACUGAAAAAAUUCAGACUCAAGAAAACAUUGAUAUAGGAUAUUGGGAAUCUUUACUGAAACAGCUAAAAGCUUACAUGGCAAAAGCUAGGUUGAGAGAAAAACACCAAGAUUUACUCCGACAAAAAUUGUAUCAGUUUAAAAAGGAGCAGGGUGUUCUUACCACUCAAGAAAAUAACUUGUUCCCUAUCCCGUUGGAAGAAUUGGCGCAAUCUAAAAUGGAAGGAGAUGUAAUCAAUGAUGAAAAUAGCCAAAUACAUCUCGAUACAAGUUCUAAUAUAUUGGUGGAAACAGAGACAUUAGGUGAGCGAAUUGGAGAUGAAAAGGAACAAAAUGAAGAGAGUGAGGAGAAUGAAAUUGAAGCAAGUUAUUUGGCUUACGAAGAGGGCAGAUAUAGUCCAGAACUUAUACCCGAAAAAUAUAUAGAAAAGGGGGUCGUUAUUUCCCAGCAAGACGAAGAAAUCAAGAGGAUAGAAUAUUCCAGAAAGUGUUAUCAACAUACGGGAUCCUCCAAGUAUUCAAUUGAGGACCUGAUGAUAAAGCAAGUUUGUGAAGGUAUAGCCCUAGCUGAUGAAGAAGAAUGUGAAGAUGAGGAGGCUUCAGAAACCAGAUACAAAACCUCAGAUUUCAGCACACAAAUCCCUCUCCCACCAAAAGACUAUUUAUGGCGUGACAAAUACAAACCCCGUAAACCAAGAUUUUUCAACAGGGUUCACACUGGCUUCGAAUGGAACAAAUACAACCAAACCCAUUACGAUUUCGAUAACCCUCCGCCCAAAAUAGUUCAGGGCUAUAAAUUUAAUAUUUUCUAUCCCGAUCUCAUUGAUAAAGGAGUCACCCCCAAAUACUCCGUGAAUCCUUGUUACGAGGAAGGACAAGAUAAGCGAUCCGCUCCUACACCCGAUUUCGCUGUACUACGUUUUUCUGCCGGUCCGCCAUACGAAGAUAUAGCCUUCAAAAUUGUUAACAGAGAAUGGGAGUGUUCUUAUAAAAGAGGUUUUAGGUGUCAAUUUUAUAACAACAUCUUUCAGUUAUGGUUUCAUUUUAAAAGAUAUAGGUAUCGACGAUAAUCGAGAGAUUAAUCCGCGAUGUUUGGCAGAAUUAUAAAUACAAAAACACAUUUACACUUCAAACGAAAAUAUAAAAAAAAUGUCCGUUCUAUUUUUUUCACAACCUUUAUUACCGCAUAAAUAUAUUUAUUUUAUAUAACAUACAUUCAUUUUUAUAUUACAUAUAAAAGAGCGUGUAUAUUUUAUUUAUU
Molecule: messenger RNA, 2148 nt
Organism: Gordionus sp. m RMFG-2023
Lineage: Eukaryota; Metazoa; Nematomorpha; Gordioida; Chordodea; Parachordodidae
Product: splicing factor Cactin-like
Exons: 11
Coding region: 41-1957 (638 amino acids)
Biological process (GO): mRNA cis splicing, via spliceosome
Cellular component (GO): spliceosomal complex; cytoplasm
Molecular function (GO): protein binding
Source: RefSeq, a predicted model, not a curated record